Messenger RNA from Saccostrea cuccullata (small rock oyster), 2773 nucleotides. RefSeq lists its product as uncharacterized. Lineage: Eukaryota; Metazoa; Mollusca; Bivalvia; Ostreida; Ostreidae. The transcript has 2 exons. The record is from RefSeq and is a predicted model, not a curated record. Bases 8 to 2050 code for a protein of 680 amino acids.
CUGUAAAAUGGACCCCAUUUUCAUGUCUCCAGUGAAGACAGCCCUACAACAUAUGUCUGAGUCAGUGUUUAUAGGACUGUGUGAUAAACUUGGGACUUCACAACUGGUGGCCAUGAAGAGAGAUGUGGUGGACAUGAUGGAUAUGCUGGACAAUCAAGUGAGAACAAAUGAUGAGAACAGUGUGAUUUGGAGUGGAAGUCACAAAGAAGGAUUCAGGCUGGAAGGGUCAGAUAUAGACUAUAUGUCCUGGCCAAAUAAUUACCGUGUGAUCUGGGAAUUAUCUCAGUCUCAGUAUUACAACACACACAGACUAACACUGAUCCUCAGUGACUGUUCUGAUAGUCCACCAGGAUUCACUUUGUUAUAUUUACUGUCACCAAGCAUGGACAGACAGGUCCAGAGAGCUUGUGUUAUAAUGAAUAAUAGACAUCUUAUCUCUAGUUCAGAAUAUAGAAGGACUUGGUGUUCUGUAGUUUAUUCUGACUCCAUUGAGCAUGGACCCUGUGCUAGUGGAGUUUCUGAUGGGGAAACAGAAUAUGAUAUAGCCCACUGUUUCGUUAGUGACUUUUGGCCUCAACCUGCCACCGUAUGGAUAUACAGAUGUCACUCCUGGCCCCAGCCUCAUAUUGUUGAUGACAUAGUUAAAAAUGGAUGUCACCUUGUCGCAAUAGGACAUACUCUAGGAAACCAUGUGCACAACGAAUGGAGAAUUUCUUUCUCUCUUGCAGAAUUUAAACUUGUGUGUGCUAUGAAUCACUGUCAAUUCUUAACUUAUGGCUUGCUUAAAUUGUGCUUAACAGAAAUAAUGAACAAUGGACUAAGUGAUGAAGAUAAAUUACUGUGUUCCUAUCACAUGAAGACAGCAGUUUUCUGGGUGAUUCAACAGAAUACAUUACAACAGUGGUGUCCACAAAAUCUCCUGGAGUGUUUCUGGGUCUGUUUCAAGCUCAUCCUUAAGUGGGUGUAUGAGGGAGUCUGUCCUAACUUUUUCAUUCCCCAAAACAACAUGUUUCUGAGUAAAGUACAUUGUGAAACAAAACAUCAGCUAUUUAUAAGACUGUAUGGGUUGUAUGAGAAAGGUUUAGCAUUCCUGUUACACAGUCCCUCGAUUAGGUCUUGUAUUAUAAAUGUUUUUCAUAACCCCCACCUCUCCAUCUGUACAGAUGAACAUACACUGAUUUCUGAGGCUGAGUUUGAUAUAGAGCUAGUGAAGGAGAUACAUACAUAUGGCUCACUUCUCACACCAAACCUAGAAACCUAUAUGAGAUAUCUACAUACAAUAGAACAGAUGAUAGAUUCACCCCUCCUAACACAGUAUCAAGUCCUGAUUCUACAGAAACUUACAGCGUCUGUCCUUCAGAAUACAGCUUUUACAUUUUACAUGGAAACUUACACACAUAAAAACAAACUGAGGUAUAGAGCUGACAAAAUCUCCUGUCACAUGCUGAAAUUAGCAGCUAAGUUUGGUUAUAUUACUGACAUGAUGUACAUAGCUAUAUAUUAUUACAAGACACUUAGAUACAUGAAAGCUUUAUCUAUCAUAGAGAUGACCAAGGUCAAGUUAGCACAGCCUUAUGUGAUGUAUUGGUAUGAUGUAGAUAGAGAGAUGUAUACUGAGGCUGUAGGGGGACAACCCUGGUCUACAAAGAUGAGACAUGCUGUUGUAGGGAAUGUCACACUUAACAAUAAAAUCCAUUACAUCAGUGAAUUGAUACCAGAACAACAGUCUGCUCAACAGAACGAAGAGCCUGUAUUAUUUAUCCCACCCUUUAUCCUCUUAUACAUGCUAAAAAUCUUGUGCUACAGACAUGUAGAAACAUCGAGAGUACAAACAGCUCUAAAUGAUCUACAGACCCUAGUUCACUAUGACCAGGGACAGCUUAUACCUUCACCAUACAGAGAUAUAUCUUGGCAGAUUCUGGGGAUCUGUCAACAGGUGACAGGGAACCUCCAGGCUGCUCUAUACUCAUACCAACAAUCUCUCGGACAAAGACCAUUCAAUAAAAUACAAAUGGCUACAGAAAUGAGAAUACAGGGAAAUUGUCACUAAGAUAACUAAAUUAGUAAAAUAAAUUGAAACAUUUACAUGUAGGAAUUUAGGCUGGACUGAAACAUUGGCCUGGAUAGCUCAGUGGUUUGAGUAUGUGAAUUAAAUCUUCAUGGUUUAGAGAAAACAUGCCAAUACUACAUAACAGAAAUUAAAGAGAAACUAAUUUAAGUGUAUUUUGCCUUAUUCCCUGCUACAUGUACAAUUAUAGGUGGAACCAUUAUGUCUUCAAUAGCAAAUCUCAUGAAGUUAACUAACAUGUAUAUUUAGAGAUAAAUCUUCUACUACAUAUAUACAAACUGGAUUACUAAACUUCUCUGUUUCUGAAUGAAAUGAGAUUUUUAAAAUCAAUGAAAUGGUCAUUCAGAAAAUAUAGUAGAGGAAGAAGAAAUAUUUACAUUCAGUGUAAUUUUCUUUACGAAAUCCAUUAGAAAUCCACGAUGCUCAAAUUUCUAUAACACACGCGAAACCUUGUCACAGCACGGUACAAUACACUGUAGGAACUACAUGCAUGUUCAAUAUUUAGGAACACUAAAAUGUAUAUUGCUUUCACUAAAUUUCAUUUUUAAAAAAACUACCCUUCUUAAAUUAACAUAAAAUACAACAAAUGUGUAUUAAAAUGAAUUUGUCAUUUUUUUCCUCGCAAUGUUUAUUUGCGUUAUUUAACUUUCCAACGUCACAAAUGGCUUUCCAAUGUCACGAACAGCUAAUACAUUUAUAAGCAUA